CCCAGCUCUCCCCACCCUUUGUAUCGAACACCCCCAUGAAUCGUCUCCCAUUUCCUCUUGCACACACCCCCCAAAUUCCUCCCCUUCAUCCCCCCAUGUCCUUAGUCCACCCCCGCUCCUCCCUUGCUUUCCAUCUCACACACACACACCCUGCUCUGGAUCUGGGGGGAUCAAAGGAGCUUCCCCCAGGCUGAGCUGCCCCAGCCCCUCCUGGGAUGUGACAUGGGCAGGGGAUUGGAGUCCAGCUGCAGAGGACCGAACUCUUCUGUGCUGUGGGAAAUUGAGGCACGGGGAAGGUCUGCACAGCUGGGAGAACAGUGCCACAGCUUCACACCUGCCCUGCGCCCGUCACAGCUCAGCUUGCUGAGCACAAGGGCUGGGCCUGGCUUCAUCCCGUGGCAGGUGACAUGCUCUUUGUAGGGAGUGUGGGUGUUCAUUGACAGCACAGUAUGCCCUGGCUUAGAGGGAAUCCUCCAAGAGGAGAUCCAAGCAGGAGCAAGACCCAUGAAGCCACAGCUGUGGUCAACCUGAAAGCACCAGGGGAAACUAAACCACCCCAGUGUUGAGAGACCCUUGGUGGCACUCGCUCCCAUACACAAAUCGCAUGCAGGGAGGCUGUAAAUUACACCUCCCCACCAUGUCACCAGACCACUGUGACCAGGGGACCCAUAAAAGAGGAGAGAUAGGGCUGAGAAGGGAUUCUGGCUUCCCACACUGCUGGAGCAGCCUCGAGGCUGCUGUCACCUCACAUCCUGUGUCAGCCCUGGCUCAUGCUGGGGAACACUCUGGCGGUUUUCCUCAGCCCCACCACAGCCCCCACCAAGCCUUCAGCCUCGCCAAGGAGCCUCUGCUCUCUUUCCCAUCCCUCCUCCCCCUCUGUGGCCUCGGUGGCUCUGGCCCAGGGCAGAACAAUGCAGCCGGUCCAAGGCUCCGUGCGGCCCCGUCCCUCAGCCAGCCCUUGGCCAAGUGGGAAAUCCGGGGCAGAGUAACCUACUUUCUGUGCUCACAAGGAGCUUCUGUCCCAGCCAAGCAAGGUGGUGAGGACAGCGCUGCCCUCACAGGGCUCUGCGUCCCGGUGGGCUGCUGUGGGGACGGGGGAGGCAGGGAUGGUUGUGGGACCCUCCUGGGGCGCAUCCCUGCCGCCCCCCGCCAUGCCCGCCGCCCUUCGCCUGCUCUGCGGGGUGGUGGUGCCGGCUGCCGUGCUCUGCGCAGAGCCCCUGCCCCGCGUCACCUUCCCCAGCGGGGACCCCCGGCGGACCCUCACCCACUUCAGCCAGGACAAUGUCUCCCAUUACGACGUCUUCCUCCUGGAUGAGAGCAAGGAGGAGCUGUACGUGGGGGCACGCGACCGGGUGCUGGCCCUCGCUGUCGGCACCCCCGGCAGCAUCCGUGCCAAAGCCUCGAUAACAUGGGGACCCACAGCUGAGAAAACCUCCGAAUGUGCUUUUAAGAAGAAGAGCCAAGAGACCGAGUGCUUCAACUUCAUCCGAGUCCUGGUGGCCCUGAACCAGACCCAUCUCUACGUCUGCGGGACCUAUGCCUUCAGCCCCGCGUGCACCUACAUCCACCUGGAAAACUUCACACUCAUGUCCAGUGGCAGAGGACAACCCUUCCUGGAUGGGAAGGGCCAGUGCCCCUUUGAUCCGCAGCACACCUACACGGCCCUGCUGGUGGACGGUGAGCUCUACGCCGGCACCAUGAACAACUUCCAGGGCAACGAGCCCAUCAUCUCCCGCUCACUGGGUACCCGCACCCUGCUCAAGACAGACGCCUUCCUCCGCUGGCUCUCGGCCGACGCCGCCUUCGUGGCCUCCUUCAGCAUCCCUGGGGACGACAAGGUCUACUUCUUCUUUGAGGAGACAGCGGACGAGUUUGACUUCUUCGAGCGGCUCCUGGUGCCGCGGGUGGCCCGUGUCUGCAAGAGUGAUGUAGGGGGGGACAAGGUGCUGCAGAAGAAGUGGACAACUUUCCUGAAGGCGCAGCUGGUGUGCUCCCAGGCCGGCCGCUUCCCCUUCAACGUCAUCCACCACGCCUUUGCCCUGCCCCGCCACGACGGCCGCGCUGACUUCUACGCCGUCUUCACCUCGCAGUGGCAGGCGGGCAGGGCGGGCAGCGCCGCCAUCUGCGCCUACAGUCAGGAGGAUCUGGAGAAGGUCUUCGAGGGCAAGUACAAGGAGCUGAACAAGGAGAGCUCUCGCUGGACCGUCUACAGUGGCGCCGACAUGACUCCCCGGCCUGGCAGCUGCGCCAUGGGUCCCUCCUCAGACAAAGCCCUCAGCUUCAUGAAGGAGCAUUUCCUGAUGGACGGGAAGGUGUCACCCAUCCAGGGGCGGCCUCUCCUGGUGAAGUCAGACGUCACCUACACGCGCAUCACAGUGGAUGAGACUCGCGGCAUCUCAGGGGUCACCUAUCGUGUCAUGUUCCUGGCCACAGCGGAGGGUUUCCUACACAAGGCAGUGGAGCUGCCCAAGGGUCCCCACAUCGUGGAGAGCAUCCAGCUCUUUGCGAUGCCAGAGCCGGUGAAGAACCUGCUGCUGGCCCCAGGGAAGGGCAUCCUCUAUGUGGGCUACUCCAGAGGCGUCCUGCAGGUCCCGCUGGCCAACUGCAGCCUGCACCAGAGCUGCGCCGAGUGUGUGCUGGCACGGGACCCCUACUGCGCCUGGCACAGCUCCGAGGGCUCCUGCCAGCCUGCCCGCCUCGCCACCGAGGACACGAGUGCGUGGCUGCAGGACGUUGAGACAGGGAGCCCGGUCACCACGUGCCACCACAGGAGGAGUGCAGGCAUGCCCCGAGCCUGGGGGGCACCAGAGGAUCCCACCGUGCAGGAGCUCAGCCCUCAGCCGAACACCGUGGUCCAGCUGCCGUGCCCCCGCAACUCUGCACUGGCCACCUACAGCUGGCAGCAGCCCAGCAGCGGCCAGGGGAACAUGGUGCUGCUGCCUGACCACACGCUGGUGGUCAUCAUGCAGGAGGAUACGGCUGGCACCUACAAGUGCCAGGCCACAGAGAACGGCUACACCUGGACCGUGGCUCACUACCAGCUCAGGGACCCUGACGAGGCGGCCUCAGGGGAUGGGCUGGAUGAGGAGGAGUUGGCCGGGGGGCCAUCGGGCCCUGGCACCCCCCGGUCAUACUGGCCACAGUUUGUCGCGGUGACAGUGCUGCUGGCGGGGACGCUGACCGUGGCUGCCUGCCUGGCCCUCCUCGCCUACCGUGACCAGCUCAAAGCUCGGAGCAAGGUGCGGGGCUGCAGCACGGCCCACAGCCCCCCGUCCCGCCACCGGGAGAAGGUGCCCCUCAAUGGGGGCAGCGCAGAGCCCCCAGCACCUGGAGCUGCCACCGAGGAGGAGGAGGAGGAUGAAGGCUCCCAGGCUUGCUGCCUCCAGCUUGAUGGGGACAUCGAUGUGGAUAACAACCGACUGCAUGUGCCAGCGGGGGACACGGCGUGACACUGCCAGCGGGUCAGGGAGACCCUGGGGAGGGGGGAUAUGGGGAAGGGUGUGAAUGUGAAAGGGUUUUUGGUUUGUUUUUUUUUUAUUUAAUACACCUGUUUUAACAUAAGGUUCACGUUCUGGGGGAGGAGGUGGAAUGGGCCCUGGGAGCAGCAGCAUGGGGCAACAGGGUGGGAUGGGGCAGGGGAGUGGGAUGGGGAGAGAGUGGAGGGCAAAAGAAAGUCGUAGGGACAGGGAAAGGAUGUGGCACAGAGGAGAAAUGUGGCCGUGGGGCAAGGACGUGGGGUGGAAAUGGUGAAUGCUGACACUGGUAUUACCCCAGAAAAAACCCCAGGUUCCAUAAAAAGCUCAACAUGGGACAAAGCGGUGCUCAGUGGGCUCCGUAAGCCAACCCCAUGGGCACCCACCCCGCACUGCCACCCGCUCCUCAACACCGCAUGAUCCCGCCCCUUGGGCCCCCCGGGUGGCAGAGGCCCCCGCCUCUCCCUAGCUGUCCCCCCGACCCCAUUUCCAAUGUCUUUGAUCUGCCUUUUUGAAGUCAAACCAGCUGUACAUUUUCCUGCUCUUUGCUUUUUUAUUAAAAAAGGAAAACUCAA
Molecule: messenger RNA, 4048 nt
Organism: Corvus hawaiiensis (hawaiian crow)
Lineage: Eukaryota; Metazoa; Chordata; Aves; Passeriformes; Corvidae
Gene: SEMA4A
Product: semaphorin 4A
Exons: 15
Coding region: 1107-3449 (780 amino acids)
Biological process (GO): negative regulation of axon extension involved in axon guidance; negative chemotaxis; semaphorin-plexin signaling pathway
Molecular function (GO): chemorepellent activity; semaphorin receptor binding
Source: RefSeq, a predicted model, not a curated record